Sphaerodactylus townsendi is the source of this 4494-nucleotide messenger RNA. It is a transcript of the gene MAN2B1, whose product is annotated as mannosidase alpha class 2B member 1. The record is from RefSeq and is a predicted model, not a curated record. Gene Ontology annotation, biological process: mannose metabolic process. Gene Ontology annotation, molecular function: carbohydrate binding; alpha-mannosidase activity. Lineage: Eukaryota; Metazoa; Chordata; Lepidosauria; Squamata; Sphaerodactylidae. Gene Ontology annotation, cellular component: lysosome. Bases 62 to 3052 code for a protein of 996 amino acids. The transcript is spliced from 24 exons.
AUGUGAAGGCCUGGUCACAUGAUAGGCACCGGGUGGUGUCCAGGGCGGUGUGGCUGCAGCGAUGGGGCUCCCUGCGGUUUGGGGUCUCCUGUUCGGAGCAGCGUUGCUGUGUGGGGGUGAGGCCGCGUGCGGUUAUCAGUCCUGCCCUGUGACAAAACCCAACAUGCUCAAUGUUCAUCUUAUCCCGCACACACAUGAUGAUGUGGGCUGGCUGAAGACAGUGGACCAGUAUUACUUUGGAGUCCGCAAUGACAUCCAGCAUGCUGGGGUGCAGUACAUCCUCGACUCAGUCAUUUCAGAGCUGUUGGCUGACCCCAGCAAACGUUUCAUCUACGUUGAAGUGGUCUUCUUUGCUCGCUGGUGGGGGCUGCAGACUGAAGCCAUGCGCCAGGCUGUGCAGCAGCUAGUUGCUGAAGGGCGUUUGGAGUUUGUGAAUGGUGGUUGGUGCAUGAAUGACGAGGCAGCUGUACACUACUCAUCUGUCAUUGAUCAGAUGAGCCUUGGGCUCCAAUUCUUGAAAGAGACGUUCGGCGAAUGUGGCCGGCCCCGGGCAGCCUGGCACAUUGACCCUUUUGGGCACAGUCGGGAGCAAGCAUCGCUGUUUGCACAGAUGGGCUAUGAUGGUUUCUUUCUGGGCCGCAUCGACUACCAGGACAAGGCCCAGCGCGAAGCCGUGCGUGAGAUGGAGCAGCUGUGGCGUGCAAGUGGAAGUCUAGAACCCCCAGUGGCUGAUCUCUUCACUGGUGUUCUACCAAAUGGCUACAACCCACCAAUGUCUCUCUGCUGGGAUCAGUCCUGCUCUGAUGACCCCAUUGUGGAUGACGAAAGUGAUGAAAACAAUGUUCGGAGUCUAGUGACCUAUUUUCUAGGAGCUGCAGCUGCACAGGCCAAACACUAUCGCACCAAUCACAUUGUCAUGACGAUGGGCUCUGAUUUCCAGUAUGAGAACGCCAACCUCUGGUACAAGAACAUGGACAAGCUGAUUAAGCACGUCAAUGCACAGCAACAACAAGGGAGCCACAUCCACGUUUUCUACUCUACUCCAAGCUGCUACUUGUGGGAACUGAAUCAGGCCAACCUGUCCUGGUCUGUGAAAUAUGAUGACUUCUUUCCAUAUGCUGAUGGACCCCACCAGUUCUGGACAGGAUACUUCACCAGCCGGCCAGCUUUCAAACGCUACGAGCGACUCAGCAACAACUUCCUACAGGUCUGCAACCAGCUGGAGGUUUUGGCUGGCACCCAAGCUACCAUAGGACCUUAUGGCAAUUCCAGCAGUUUUGAGCUUCGCAAAGCCAUGGGAGUUGCUCAACAUCAUGAUGCAGUGAGUGGCACGGCAAAGCAGCAUGUGACGAAUGAUUAUGCCAAACAACUAUCGAGUGGUUGGGACGCCUGCCAGGUUGUGGUCAGCAAUGCCCUGGCCAGUAUUGGCGGAAGCAAGGAGAACUUCAUAUUUUGCACAUACCUCAACAUCAGCGUCUGCCCACUGACUGAAGCUGCCCAUGCUUUUGCAGCAAUUGUCUACAACCCGCUCCCACGCCACGUGAAGCAAAUUAUCCGACUGCCGGUGAAUGGAAGCCAUUAUUCAGUGACAGCUCCUGAUGGUCAGGCAGUUCUGAAUGAGGUCAUCCCUGUCUCGAGCUUCACCCGUGAUGUGCGGCGUAAUCGAGGUGAUGCCAUGUAUGAGCUGGUAUUCCAGGCAUCUGCUCCACCUCUGGGUUAUAGUUCUUACACCAUUUCUAAAGUGCCUACCGGGAAUCCAACUCACUCCAAACUGCUGAAGAGACUGCAUAAUCAAGCCCUUCCUGGAAAACAGGGUCUCUCUUGGGAAAUCCAGAAUGAGCAUCUGCGAGUCCUGUUUGAUUCCAAAACCGGCCUUCUGAAGGAGAUUCAGAACCUAGACAAGAGUAUAUCACUGCCAGUUUCUCAAACUUUCUUUUGGUACAAUGCCAGUGCUGGAAAUGUUGACAGUGAGCAGGCGUCUGGGGCAUACAUCUUCCGUCCCAACAGUUCUGAAUCCUUUCCCAUUAGCAAGGGAGUCCACUUGUACCAGGUGAAGAACAAAGUAGUACAGGAGGUGUACCAGAACUUCUCCAGCUGGUGCUCCCAAGUGGUGCGGCUCUAUGCUGGGCAACCAUAUAUUGAGCUCGAGUGGACAGUAGGACCCAUCCCAAUCAGAGAUGGCCUUGGCAAGGAGAUAAUCAGCCGCUUUGAUACCAACCUGCAGACAGACGGGCGUUUCUACACAGACUCCUAUGGGCGUGAGAUUCUGGAGAGAAGGAGGGAUUACAGGGCCACAUGGAACCUGAGCCAGACUGAGCCUGUGGCUGGCAACUACUACCCUGUGAACAGCCGCAUCUAUAUCAAGGACCAGAAAGUCCAGCUAACAGUACUGACAGACCGUUCACAGGGAGGUAGCAGCACAGCUGAUGGCUCUUUUGAACUCAUGGUACAUCGACGGCUACUAUAUGAUGACAACCGGGGAGUAGCAGAGCCACUGCUGGAACCUGGUGUUUACCAUGAUGGGCUUGUGGUCCGGGGCCGCCACCUUAUCCUUCUAGACACAGCAGAGUCCUCUGCUGAGAAACACCGGUUGCUGGCCCAGCAGGAAUUCAUGGCACCUCAGCUAGUGCUGGCACCUGGUGGAGGACCUUCAUACCAGCCUGGCCAGCGCAGGCUCAAGCAGUUCUCUGCUCUAAACCAGGCCCUCCCUGCAAAUAUCCAUUUGCUCACGUUGGCUCAGUGGGAGCCGGACUCCAUCCUGAUCCGCCUGGAGCACCAAUUUGAGCAAGGGGAGAGCGUCAAUGGCUCCCUUCCUGUCACCAUUAACUUGAUGAACUUGUUCUCUUCCUUCAACAUCAUCACCAUACAGGAGAUGAAUUUGGCUGCUAACCAGAAACGAGAGGACAUGAAAAGGUUAAUCUGGCAGUCAGACGCAGGCACAGCAAGUCACCGGUCAGGUCCUAAGUUGGAUCCAACACAGGUCACGCUAAAGCCCAUGGAGAUUCGAACCUUCCUGGCUCAAAUACAGCAAAAGUUCUAUGUACAAAAUUAAUACCAACUGAUUCCGUCCAGUUGGGUCAGCCAUUACCUCAAGUGAUUGGAAGGACGUUAGAAGUGUCCUGGGGGACUCUGCCUUCUGGAGCAAAUGUCUCCAGUUCUCUAGGCCAAAUAUUCUCAUCUCUUGUAGAGAGAGGAUUCUUUGGGGCUGCUUAAAGCCCUUCUUGAAGCUUGUUUCCUGAUAUUUCCCUCUGUUGGUGAAUGGGAAAAGGAUCACAGCAAAAAUGUUCAGUUUCACCUGUUCCCUAAAAGGCUGCAAUGUGAAUGUAUUCAUGGGGUACUGUAAGUGCAAUCAUUACCUUUCCAGUAAACCACUUCAUACAAGCCAUUUAGAACCUGACUGGUAAAGAGGAAAGGCCAGUACUAGACUGCAAAACAGCCAUUGCUGUCAGUCUACCACUUGUUCCCUUUUCUGUGAUUUUCAUCCUUUUGGGGUGGGCAGGGGGGAUGACCAACCUUUCAAGAGUCAGGCACACUCUGCAGCAUCUGGACUUUAAGGGUCCCAAGCAACUGAACUGUAGACUUUGACAAGGAAGAGGCACAGUUCCAAUCAUGAAUAAUUGGCAACCUCCCCCUCCAAACGUAAUCUAGUUCAGCUACAUUAUUUAUUUAUUUAUUUAUUUAUAUUUUAGAUUUAUAGGCCGCCUCUUCCCCGAAGGGCUCGAUAUCUCUCAUAAUUAUGGGAAUAUUAUUUACACAAAUCAAAUAGGGACUUGUGCUUUUGGCUAGCAAGUAGGCACAGCAAGUCGGACAGCUAGCAAGUAGGCACAGUCAGUCACUCUUCUGACUGCAAUAGAAGUUCACCUGAGGAAUGAUGGUGAGUUUGGAAAGCAAACACCAUCCUCAUGCUGUAUUUAUGUAUAUAGAACUCUGGGGUCCUGAAGAAAUCUAUCUCACACACCAAGGACAGGGAACUAAGGGAGUCCUAAGCCAAUUACCAUACAGUUCGUGAAGUCACACUGAAACAAGCAUCAGGUAGGAGCUGAUAUUGUCAGAAAAAGAAAAUGAGGGCUAAAGGAUAGACUCCUGGGAUACUGUUCAAUAAUCUCAUUGAACUGAGUAAGAUUGUGUGGGAAUACUGGCAGUGUACCUUUAUCAGAUUGGCAAACCUGACUUUCUGCUCCUUGGUAGAGAAAGACAAGGCCAGUAGUUUACUGAUAGAUACAUUAGGAUAACUUUAAAAUAUUCACUGUAGGGAAGCUGAGAGUCAUCAUAGGGAGGGGUUUUUCUCUGUCCCCCGCAGCAUUUCAAAAUCAUAGCUGUCAAUCAGUCACCUCGGCUGGAUGGUUAAACCCAAUGGAACAACGUGUAGGUCUGAGCUUUUGCAUAACAAACCACAAAUCAAGCACCAAAGAGAAACACCACCAUUCAUUUAAUGGCAGACAGAUCAUACUUGAUGGGCAGGCAUUUUGAAAUAAAAAAUAUCAGUUAAUGCAA